This is a messenger RNA of Schistosoma intercalatum, 5476 nucleotides long. The record is from the annotation of a GenBank genome assembly. NCBI's taxonomy places the organism in Eukaryota, Metazoa, Platyhelminthes, Trematoda, Strigeidida, Schistosomatidae.
CGUGAAUAAAAAAUAUCGGUACUGUCCGUUAACCGGUGUUGAUUAGUGCUUUGCUUCCACUGGACUACUUAGAUAAUUUAUUCCUGCAGAAAAGCUUAAGCUCGGCAAAGGGAAAUCUUCCAUGCGUCAAACUCGUGACCUCUUAGAGCUUAAGGCUUUCAUCCAACGCUGUCGACGGGCAGAUCUUGAUAAACUUAUAAAGUUAACCAAUCUUCCUCGUGGAGGUCUAAAGCAGGAUAUUCAAUUGAGACUUAUUUCCUACCUGGACCAGGAUCCUUCCACAGAAUUUCUUUCUGCCCUUCAUGAACUGAGGGGACUGAUGUAUAGUCCUGUCAACUUACAGUUUCAACAGUCAAAUGGGAAUUUCGAGCCCCACUGUCCGUCAAACGAUCUUCCGUCAUCGUUUGUGUAUUUAAGAGACCCUACCAUUCGUUGUUCUACAGAAUCGUCAAAGAAUAGUUCAGGACCGAAUCCAUGUGUGACAGGUACAAAAACAAGCUAUGUAUUACAGAAAGAGCAGUUGCGUCACAACCCUUACGUUGUACAACCGAAUACAAGUGUUUUUGAACAAUCAUCUCCAGAUGAAUUAAAUUCUACGAGAAGCAGGCAACAAAAAUCUCAACAAACAGUUUCAUCCAAUGAACUCACACAAAGUUCACUGUUUCCAGGGGAUCCUGUGAUUAACCCAUCAGUUUGGUCAUCUUGGGAGUCUGUUAACAAGUUGUUACCUGAAAACCGAGUAACGACAUCUCAAUCUUACACAUCUGGGAAGUCCCAAAAUUUUAAUCCCCAUUCUCAAACAAAUGUUGCCCUUCCUAUCCCUAUUCUAUCCAAUUCAGCUAUGUCAGAUGGGCAUUCAGAAAUACGUGUGCACUCUGAAUGUCCUCAGAGUUCAAUCCACACACUCAGUACAGACUCAAGAAAAGCUGCUGUCACACACAAAAUAGGUCCACUUAUAACAUUGGCUGGAGUUGAUGGGUCGUUUCGGCUUCCCGCUGUUUUACCUGAAUUCAAUUUCAAAGAGUCUCCAUUUUUCAAACUGAUCGAUGUUCUUUUACCUCCGCAAAUCAUUCUCCCGGCCCACAUUGGUUUUGCUACUGGACGUCGAUCUUAUGACCGUUCUUUGGCCUUGAGGUUCACAUCUGACCAAGUCGAAACCAUUACUUAUCACUGCUGGCGUGGAUCUGAUGAACGAAUGGAAUUCGGAGUGCAAGUUAUUAUGCGUUUUGCUCGUCUAGAUCCCCAAGCCUGCCAACAUCUAGUACAGACAUAUGAGUUGUAUGGUAGUCGCAAGUCAUCUAGUUUAUCAUUGGAUAAACUCAUUCAAAUACCAUUAGCUGAAGAUAGUUUACCAGUUCAUUUGAUAAUCCAAGUAAAUGGUCGACCUAUCCAACUCCCACCUCUUUUACCAAGUAAUCGUCCUGGAAUGGAUGGACGUCGUAAUCCUAGACCUAUUAAUAUCACUCAGUCUCUUCAUGUUUCCCCUACUGUUCCAAACUAUAUUAAAUUAACUUGGACUCAUGAUUAUUCUAGCUAUACUUAUAAUGUUGUUGGAAUAUACUUGAUGCGUAGACGUUCGCCUCAACAAUUAUGUGGUCUUCUACAUUCGACUUCAUUUCAAAAUGCUAAUGUAAUGAAAAUGGAAAUCAUAAAAAAACUUAGUCCUAACGCUACCACUGGUAAUAUUGGUAGUGUUAACAACCAAAGUCAGUCUUUAGCCCGUAAUGAGAAUGACGAUGAUGAUGAUGACGAUUUAGUUAUGCCAAAUACACUUCCUGUUCAACUUCUUUGUCCUUUAUCUAAAUGUCGUAUUGAAGUACCUGUACGUGGACGUAAUUGUCGUCAUGUUCAGUGCUAUGAUGCAACAACUUAUCUUAUAAUUAAUGAACGUAAACCAACUUGGAAUUGUCCUGUAUGCGAUGGUAAAGCUGUUUACGAAGAUUUGAUAGUUGAUGGUUUAUUCUUAGAAAUAUUGAAUUCUAAACGUUCUCAAGAUCUAGAAGAAAUUAUAUUUCAUUCGGAUGGUUCUUGGUCGGCCCUAGGCGAAGAAAUGGCUUCUAAUCAAUCAGAAAAUACUAAUGGUAAUAAUACUAAUAAUAGUAAUAGUAGAAAUCCAUCUGAGCCAUCUCCGUGUACUGAUUAUAAUCAAUUAUAUAGUUUACAAGAAAGCCCCUAUGCUUCAAGUCACAUUACUUCAAAUUCAAUUAGGUCAGCUACUGAUUCAGCUGGUUCUUCAUUUGUACCAUCAUUUAAUACUUUGUCUCCUGCUAGUUCAAUAAAUUCGUUGUCUAAUCCAAACAAUUCCAAUUCUUAUACAUUAUCAAUGUCUCCUGCACUUGCUGUACGAACUGCAGCAAUUACACCAUUGAUAAGGAAUGAUGUGGACAAUAUUUCUGCCCCAAAUACAACAAAAACUACUUCUACUACUAGUACUACCAUUAAUACUAAUUAUCAGGCCUCGGUUACUGUUCAAUCUUCACGAGAUAAAGAACAAAAUCAGUAUAUAUCCCAAGAGAUUCCCUCCUUCACUAUUGACUUAACAUUAUCUGAUGAUGAAAAUGAACAACAGGGCAUAAGUGCUCGAGAAACUGCAAGUAGCAUUCAAGUUCCUACAAAGAACAAUAAUUCUUCUUCGCGUCCUAUAAAUACAGUUACAUCGUAUUCUUCAUCAUCAUCAUCAUCGUCAUCAUCUUUAUCACCGCAAUUCCCUCCUAGUGAUUUAUCUCAAUCUUCGCAUUAUUCCGAAAACAAUUAUCAACAUCCAUUCUCAUUAAAUACGAGUAAUAAACCGUCUUCAACAGCAUUAUCAAGUACUUCUAACUCUAAAAGUUCUAAUCAUUCGAGUUCCAUACCUCUUGUUUAUUCAUCAGAACCAAAUUCUACACAAUCAGUUAGUGUUAGUCAAAAUCUUGGAGUCCCUAGUGUUUCUGUAACGAAUGUCCCUUCAAAUCAAAGGCGUUAUCCUCCUGUUAGCAGUGAACAUAAACUAGUACAAGGACCGGCUACUAGCAUACUUUGUUCUGCUACUAAAUCAGAUGUUCCUGUUAGUUUACCUUCAAUUGUCACUUCAGCAUCAUGUGGAGGUAAACGUCCAAGCUCAUCAGAUUAUAAUUUUUCAUCGUUGAAUUUCUAUCAAUCUGGGACUCAAUCUGUAAGUAAUAAUCAUGGGUUACGUUACAGUCCAACCGUUCACACUACAUCUAUUUCAAAUGAAUCCGGUCAGUAUUCUUUUCCAAUAGCAAAAGUACCUCGGAUUGAAAUUCCACAUAGUCAACAUUAUGGAUCGUCUUCAACGCAAUCUCAGGGAUCCUAUUCUAAUAAUAAUAAUAAUAAUGGUUAUAAUAAUUCUAGACGGUGUACAAAUAGUCCAUCUGGCUCAAAUUCGUAUACAUAUCAUUCCAAUAUAACUCGACAGAUGCCAUCUGAUGGAUAUCAUAGCAACAGACUUACGUCGUCAACAUUCCAUUCAGGUCAAUCUUCCGAUCAUUUUUAUCCCAAUGAACAUACAACAAAUACAAGUAGUCGAUAUACAUAUUAUAAUCCUAAUGAAUCUGGCAGUAAUAAUAGUAAUACUAAUCGAACAUACUGCUAUUAUCCAUCCUCAAGACAUGUUAGUUAUCCUACAUCCGAUUCUGGGACAAUUUAUCCAUAUAAUAGACAACCAUCAUCUCAUAUUCGUAGUCCUUACGAAACUCACCACAGAAAUGUAAUAAAUAACUCUUUGCCAAGAGAUACACUUCAUCAUAAUUCACAAGUGAGGUCUUCUGAUAUAACUAAUUCAACAUAUUGUGGUAACUCAGUUGACUCACGUAGAGGAUUUCAUUGACGUUGCUUUAAAAUCGAUCUGAGGAAAACGGGCUACUGCCAUUUGUAUUUAUAGUUCGAUGCAUCGCCUAUGAAUAAGGCUGGUAAAAUUUAAUCAGUCUACAAUUAUGAUUUAAGUCUAUAUGUUUAGUAUGAACCCCAAUGUAUCUACCUCAGUUUAUAACGUCGAAUAAUAUCUCUAACCUUCGUUUAAUAAAUCAGAUUCAAACCUUCUUACACAAUUAUGUACUUGGUUUUACUAACAUUCUUGAAAUUCAUCAAGGUGUAUACCUGAUGUCAUCUCAUCAAUUGAGUGUGCUUAAUUUUAUAGAGUAUGUAAGGUAGAUAAAAGCCACAUUCAUUUCAUUUCCUAUUAUUAACUUAAUCGUCAAUAUUAUUGUAGGCUUUCUAUGAAUGUAUUAUUAUUAACUAAUAGUUUUAUUAGUGUAACUGCAUUUUCUUUUUAGAUUUUCCUGAUAAAAAAAGAAGAUAACCGUUUCAUUAUUUCUGAUGAAUUUUUCUUUCUCUGUUAAUUGAAUGUACACAUUUUUCAAUAAUUUACUUUCUUUCUACCUUUUUAUCUUAAGCAAAAGAUUGAUUUGUAAAUAUCAUUCAUUUUUGUAGACAAUAAUAACUCAUUGCGCUUCUUGCCUUCUCUUUUUAAUGUAUAACAGAAUUUACACAGAUUACAUUUGCAUUUUCUUUUCCAUGUUGGUUUUUCUGUAAAUGAUUUUUAUUUUUAUGUAGACUACUUAAUAAAUAAACUGUAACAGGAUUACUUAUCUAUCGUAUAUAUACAGUUAAUCUUUCUAUUUUCUACUGCCCACUGCUGUGACAUUAUGUCAACUGACGAAGUUUAGUAAAAAAAGCAUGGAUAAAUCAAAAACUAUAGUUUUUUUACUUUUAAAUACUUCUUUACUCUGUUAUCGACAUCAUUCGUUUUGAUUAGACGGCGUACACUUGAAAUUAAGAUGAAUAUGUAGAUGUACAUGUAUCUUAUCAGCGCUAUUUUAAACUUCAACACUCCAAUUAUGGUACAUGUUACAUGAAGUUUCCUUAUAAAGGGCGCCAUAUUUAUUACCGCAUUUUUCUAUCAGAUUAUUGUUCACCUGUUGUUAACUAGGCUUAUUAAAUGACCAACCAAUUCAUUAUAUAUAGUUUUAUUUGUCUACCUUCUUGUUGUAUAAAAUACAGUUAUGUCUAUUAUUAUCGUUAUCAUUUUAUUCAUGCUGUCUCUCUUAAAUUUGAUUGUAAUCAAAUCUAAGUGAAUGUCUACGUAUAUUCUCUUGUUUAUGUUAAGUUUAUAACUAUAUUCUUUGUAAAUGUUUUAAAGUAUUAGCGUAUUUCAGCUAUGUUUAUUUAAGGGAAACACGUGAUUUGUAUAAAAGAGACUUGAACUUGUAUAAAACUAGUUUCCUUUUUCUUUCGUGUUUCAUGCUUGCCGGAUUGUUGUUUUCAUUGUAAGUUUUUGUGCAUGGAUAAUUUUAAUUAAUCCACUUCAGUUAUAUUUAGGUUAUGUUCACUAAAACGUCUACUGAAAUCAUUUUGUAUUAAUCAUCAAUAAAAAUUAGUGAUCUAUUGCAGCUCUUGGUGUAUAAGCGUUUAAUUUUCAUCAUUCUAUGCCUCAUGUUAUGUUUAUUUCUACUUAAACAUCCAAAUUGUUUCAUUAGCC